Messenger RNA from Anolis sagrei ordinatus, 963 nucleotides. RefSeq names its product beta-1,3-galactosyltransferase 5-like. Lineage: Eukaryota; Metazoa; Chordata; Lepidosauria; Squamata; Anolidae. Gene Ontology annotation, molecular function: N-acetyl-beta-D-glucosaminide beta-(1,3)-galactosyltransferase activity. Gene Ontology annotation, cellular component: endoplasmic reticulum; Golgi membrane. The record is from RefSeq and is a predicted model, not a curated record.
AUGACUCUCAAGAGCAAGGUCUUCAUAUGUAUUUUUGCACUGGGCCUUGUUUCUCUGGUUCUGUGGAAUUCUAGCAGUAUCUACCUACUAUAUCAAAAAGACAUGUCAAUUUUCAAAAGAAACAGUGAGGACUUUUUGAAGCUGCCUGAUAUAGAUUGCAGGAGGAAUGCACCAUUCCUAGUGAUACUGGUAACAUCGCGACUUGGUCAAAUGGAAGAGCGGAUGGCUAUUCGCAAUACAUGGGGCAAGGAAAGAAUAAUAGCUGGUAAACGUAUUGUAACAUAUUUUCUCCUGGGAAAUAAUUCACGGCCCUAUGACCAGAUUGGUAUUAUUACCGAAAACAUACUAUAUAAAGACAUCAUUCAGAAGGACUUUAUGGACACAUAUUAUAACUUAACUUUAAAGACUUUGAUGGGUCUUGAAUGGAUCCAUAAAUUCUGUCCACAGUCUACCUUUGUGAUGAAAACUGACUGCGACAUGUUUGUUAAUACUUAUUACUUGACUGAACUUCUCCUGAAAAGAAACAGUACCACCAAAUUGUUUACAGGUAUUAUCAUAAGGCAUGCCCACCCAAUAAGAGAUGUAAACAACAAAUGGUAUGUGAGCAAAGAGGAAUAUCCAGGGAAAAGUUACCCUUUGUAUUCUGCAGGGGGUGGCUACGUUCUCUCUACUGAUGUUGCAAGUGAAGUUUAUGUCGUUUCAAAAAAGAUGCCCUUCUUGAAACUGGAGGAUGUCUUUGUCGGUCAAUGCCUCGCUGUAAUCAAAAUUCAGCCAGAGGAGCUUGAUUCAAGGCCAACCUUUUUUUCCAGCAAUGUUCCAUUUUCUCCUUGCCGUUAUAGGAAAAUCAUCACAAGCCAUCGUCACACUCCUGCUCAGAUAAUGUUAUAUUGGGAUGGAAUGGAGAAGAGUUUGGAUGACAGAUGUCCUAAUGAUCAAGGAAAUUCACAAUCUGUGGAUAUUUAG